Molecule: messenger RNA, 1646 nt
Organism: Amblyraja radiata (thorny skate)
Lineage: Eukaryota; Metazoa; Chordata; Chondrichthyes; Rajiformes; Rajidae
Product: keratin, type 1 cytoskeletal 11-like
Exons: 8
Coding region: 65-1354 (429 amino acids)
Cellular component (GO): cytoskeleton
Molecular function (GO): structural molecule activity
Source: RefSeq, a predicted model, not a curated record
GUCCUCCGAGGUAGUGAGUCAGAGUUCCACUUUUUGCCUUCUGGUAUAAUCUAGCGCAGCGAUCAUGCAUCGCCAAUCCACUAGCUUCUCUCAGCGGCAGUCCUCAGGAGGUGGGGGUAGUGGAAGCUUCAGAAGGUCCACGGGUGGUUCAUUUGGGGGCAGUGGGUUCUCAAUUGGAAGCGGCAGUAGUAUUGGGUAUGGAUUUGGAGGCGGCAGUGGUGGUAGUAGUGGGUAUGCAUUUGGAGGCGGCGGUGGUGGUGGGAUGUCAGCGGCAGGCAGCUUCUCAUCAAGUUCCUGCAGUGCAAGCUCCUCAUUAAUGGGAGGGGCAGGGGGGCUGAUUGGCAAUGAGAAACACACCAUGAUUACCCUCAACGAUAGAUUGGCUAUCUAUCUGGAGAAGGUCAGGAGUCUGGAAAAAGCAAACACAGAGUUGGAAGUGAAGCUGAGAGCGUUCCAAGUCGGCACAGCCUUGAAGCCCAUUGACUAUGCUGCCUACGAUGCAAUCAUCAAGCCCAUCAGAGAUCAGAUCUUGAAAGUUCACCUUGCAAAUGCCCGUGUGGCCCUGGACCUUGAUAAUGCAAGCCUGGCUGCGAGAGACUUCCAGUCUAAAUAUGAAAAUGAAUUUAACACCAGGCAGAUGGUGGAGGGUGAUAUAAUGGAUCUCAAAGCAAUGAAGGAGGAAUAUAUACGCAAUUGUAAGGACAUGGAAGGUGAUAUGACAGCUACGCAAGAAGAAAUGGUGUAUCUGAGGAAGAACCAUGAAGAGGAGCUGGUUGUCUUAAGGCAGCAAGUUGCUGGGACUGUCAGUGUGCAAGUGGAUAGUUCUGAUGCAACUGACCUGAGUAAACUACUGGCCGACAUGCGAGCAAAACAUGAAGCCUCUUGCAAGGCCAAUCAAGAUGCCAUGAAAACCUGGUAUGAGUCUCAGGUCCAAACACAAACAGUUGCGGCCGUUCAAGUCAACGAGGCUGCAGAAGGUGCAAAACUGCAGCUCACGGAAUUAAAACGGCAAUGGCAAGCUCUUCAGACCGAGUACGAUUCCCUCUGCAGUGCUGUCUUCUCUCUCGAAACCUCUGUUGCAGGCAUUCAAGAUAAUUAUGCCGGGCAACUUAGCAGGUUGACGAUGUCCAUCUCCAGCCUCGAAAUGGAGCUCGGCAAUCUAAGGAAUGACGUGGCGAUGAAAACUAAGGAAUAUUCUGAACUCCUCAACAUAAAGAUGCAACUUGAGAAGGAAAUUGCCACCUAUAGAGAGCUCCUUCAAGGAUCUGGUUUCAGCCAAUCGAUAAGUGGCGGACAGGAGACUAGUAAUGUGACUGUCGUCAAAACAAUUGAAACAAGAACAGUAAGAAGUUAAAGCCUAACAACAUUCAAACACUGAUAUCGUGGCAUUGGUACGAGCUUGGUGAUGCACCCUGCUUCCACUUGGUCAAAAGGUUGUGACGUUGACCUCUUCUGUAACUUCUUCAAACCUCAUGUACUCAGAGUAAACCUGCUUCUGAUAUGUAAUGGUUGGUGUUUCCCUGGGGCUUCAGUUGACUGCUUGUGUCCACUGUUUAAACUCUAACUCUGAUUGUAUUCAAUAAUUGCACGCUAUGGAGAUAGUCGGGCGGAAGAAUAAAAUCAAUAAAGCAUUUAGCAGCAUUCAA